CCACAGGUGGUGGUGAACACGCAUUAUAGGAGGACACACCUUCACUGUCUCAAUCAAUUGUGAACAGGAAACACACAGUUGGAGAGAGGGAGAAGGUGGAGCUGUUUUUUUUUUGCCAUUCAACAACCUUUGGAUGUGCUGCAAACUACUUUCACUACAAACUAGAGAGAUCGUGGGCUCGUAGAAAAUGUUCGGAUUUGUGAACAAAUGUAUCCAUGGCUGUUUGGCGAGGCGAAAAAUCCACAGGACAAGACUAGUGACCAAAGAUGGGCACUGCAACAUUGAAUAUGGAAACAUCAAGUACAGCAACCACUUAUCCUUACUGGCUGACUUCUGGACCACCUUUGUGGAGAUCAGAUGGCGUUAUGUACUCCUCAUCUUCAUCGCCUCGUUCACCCUCAGCUGGUUCAUUUUUGGCCUUCUGUGGUACUGGAUUGCCCGCAGCAAUGGAGACCUUCUCUGGCAAAACCCCAAAUCUGACCACACUCCAUGUAUUGAUAAUGUUCUAGGACUGACCACAGCGUUCCUCUACUCCCUAGAAACCCAGACAACCAUUGGGUAUGGAGGUCGAGCGCUCACCCCUCACUGCCCAGGUGCUGUGGCCCUUCUUAUCAUCCAGUCCCUCCUCGGAGCCAUUAUUAACUGCUUCAUGUGUGGAGUGAUCCUGUCCAAAAUCUCUUUACCCAAAAAGCGAGCAAAGACCAUCUCCUUCAGUGACAUGGCCGUCAUCAGCCCCAAAAAUGGUUCUCUCUGCCUCUCAAUCAGAGUGGCCAACCUGCGCAAGACCCUAAUGAUCGGAAGCCAGAUCUACGGCAAGCUGCUGAGGACAACAAACACACCUGAUGGGGAGACAAUCAUCAUAGACCAAAUGAACAUCGACUUCAUAGUGGACGCCGGCAAGGACAACCUCUUCUUCGUGUGUCCUCUCACGCUCUACCACGUGAUCGACAAGGGCAGCCCCUUCUUCGAGAUUGCGGUGGACACGCUCCACAAACAAGAGUUUGAACUAGUUGUCUUCCUAGACGGCACAGCAGAGUCCACAAGCUCUGCCUGUCAAGUCCGGACCUCGUUUAUUCCUCAGGAGAUCAUGUGGGGCUACAACUUCCUACCCAUCAUCUCCAGAAGCAAGGAGGGCAAGUACAGAGUAGAUUUCUCCAACUUUUCCAAGAUGGUUCCAGUGGCCACUGCACACUGUGCCUACUGUUACCACAACAUCAAGGGUCACCAUCACCACUCCAGAGAUGGACAUGACAACCAGGGCUUUGAUGUGAUUGAUAUCAGUGACCCCCCCAGUAUCACUAAGAUGUGAGACGCAUUGCAAUGAACAGUAGAAACUGAGACCAGAGGCUGUUAACCUCCCUUUAACCUGCUUGUUUCUUUUCGAUUGUGUUAAACACAGAUUAGGAAGCCCUCUGUGGGUCAGAUUCAGAACACUUAUUGUGAACUAUUUGUAUUUAAAAACCACACCUUUCACUGUCUGCUGCCAAAAAACCUGUUCUCAAAAGUGAGGUCAGGUCAUGCAAAGAUAUGGAGCUACAAUUCAACAACAGGAACAGAGAGUUUUCCCAAAUACUUUGCUCAGGGAUUAUACAUAUGUGCAUUUAAUUUAAAUGAAGAGGAGUGGUUCUUAUUUACCUCUGGCUGCAGAUCAGGUUUAUUGUGUAUAAAAAGGCUGAAUGACUAUGCAAAUGUAUUGCCCCGUGUAUAAACCCUACAGUUACUUGAAGGACCAACGUUGACGUUGCUUUUGUCGUGGGUGAGAGAAAUAUAUUGUGGUUUGUUCAAUAAUGCAUGUAGUAAACAAAGAUUUCGAUAUCAGGAAACACUUAAAAUAUGCUUGUAUGCUGCACUGACUUUAUUACGACAAUCAAUUUUCUUUGUUCUUGUUAAGUUUCUUUUUUGAUCUCAGGGGAACAAAAUUAAAAGCUAUUUUUGAAUUAAAAA
Molecule: messenger RNA, 1944 nt
Organism: Eleginops maclovinus (Patagonian blennie)
Lineage: Eukaryota; Metazoa; Chordata; Actinopteri; Perciformes; Eleginopidae
Gene: kcnj1a.1
Product: potassium inwardly rectifying channel subfamily J member 1a, tandem duplicate 1
Exons: 2
Coding region: 188-1309 (373 amino acids)
Biological process (GO): potassium ion import across plasma membrane; regulation of monoatomic ion transmembrane transport
Cellular component (GO): plasma membrane
Molecular function (GO): ATP-activated inward rectifier potassium channel activity
Source: RefSeq, a predicted model, not a curated record